Ostrea edulis (European flat oyster) is the source of this 10549-nucleotide messenger RNA. RefSeq names its product tyrosine-protein phosphatase non-receptor type 4-like. Bases 5010 to 7949 code for a protein of 979 amino acids. NCBI's taxonomy places the organism in Eukaryota, Metazoa, Mollusca, Bivalvia, Ostreida, Ostreidae. Gene Ontology annotation, biological process: protein dephosphorylation. The transcript is spliced from 12 exons. Gene Ontology annotation, molecular function: protein tyrosine phosphatase activity; cytoskeletal protein binding. Gene Ontology annotation, cellular component: cytoskeleton; cytoplasmic side of plasma membrane; cytoplasm. The record is from RefSeq and is a predicted model, not a curated record.
GUGAGUGAAUCUUGUUUGAUUUAUUGCAAAUAAACAUGGAGAAGAAAAUGGACUCUGGGUUAAUUGACAUGAAACGUUAUUGAUGAAAGAGUCUGCUGCAUGGGCCUUUGCCAUAAAAUGCAGACAGAUUUGCGUGGGCAGGAAAUAAUCCAUAUGGGUUAGUUCAUGUGCAUCAACUAAGAUUGUUUAAAUGUCGUAAAGGAAAUUUCUUUUUGCCAUCUGAUCAAUGGAUUCGAAUUAUUAAGUUACUCAAGUGCUUGCUCAGGUGCAAAAGAUAAACUUAUAUUGUUAAUACACUGAAUAAAAUUGCUUGCAGUUGUAUUUUGAAUGGAGAACAAUUUCUUGGUGUGCAGAGUGUUUUUCCUAUGAUGAGAGAGAGAGAGAGAGAGAGAGAGAGAGAGAUUGAGAUUUUUCACAGCCAAUGGAAGUGAAUUGUCAGCACUGUUCAAUUAUUCAAUUAUAGUUUACUCACUUCACCCUUUGAUAAAACCUGGCCAAACUGGUGAGUGAAGCUCACUUAAAAACAACAGGCCUUCCUAUCAUCGACAGAGUGGAAGAGAGAUGUCUGUUUAAUUCAGAGAAGGAGGGAGACACUCAAAUCAACAGAAUGGAGGAGAAAUGUCUGCAUUAUGGAGCUGACUUAGGAUGCCUGUCUAAGUCAGAGAUGUAUUUCAUUGAUGGACAGGACUGGAAUAAGUGGAUGGAGGAGGAGAGAAUUUUGAGAUCCACCUCUCACAGAUCUCUGUGUAUCCCGGAGUUAUUGCUGCAUUACUGGCAUCAUUUGGGCCUGGCACGCUUCUCAAGGUCAAGGUCAACCUCUGAAUCAAAAUGGAAAUAUUUUUCUCUUGAUUGUCUGUUGUUGCAUGUAGUUUGUUGGUAUUGAAGAAUGGAUUAAGAUUAACUGAGGGCCUGAAAUGGAAGCUAUAAUACAUAAUAGAAUAUUUGUAGUAAGAAGCUCAGUUAUAGUAUUGGAAUUCUAAAAUAUCAAAAAUUGUGGUUUUAGUAUAAAAUCUUUAAUAGAAUUUUUUUUUAAUUAAAUCCAUUGUGGGGACUCAAACCCUUAAUAUACAGAAUGCCAAACUUUUUACUUGUUGGGUAAAUCAGGCAGGUGAUGAAUUUUAGAAGGACCCCAGGGUUUGACACUAAGACACGUCCGACCGACUGAGUCUACUAAAUAAUAGGUCCGGUCGGGUAAAAUGUCCAUUUACUAGUCCGACUGGUCGUGUUGAAAAAAUAAACAAUAAACUUUAGUUUAAAACCAUAAGAUAUCUUAUUCUUAACUAAUAUAAUAAGUUAUUUAUGUAAUAACUUUAAAGAGUUGAACCGCGUGAUGACAUAAUCUCUAUUUUUAGUUUGGCCGCGGUCGGAAGUGGUCUUUUACAACAUCUACUCGAUGUUAAUGUGUGAAAAGUUAUGUUUCAGAUAAAUAUAUAUAAAUUGAAUUCAUUUCAAAUUUUAAAAAAAUGAUUUGCAAAAGUGUUUAUGGAAUUAAUAAAUUACGUCGUAAACAGCCAUUUUUCGAUGUUGACAUGUGUGUGGGAAUGUCUCCAUCUAUAUUCAAAUACGACUUCUCGCGAUCUCGUCCUCAAGGAAAGAUGUCCCAAGUGGAAAAGAAAAGAAAAGGUUGGGAAGAAACAAAGCAGGGCUUAUGAAAUAGAACUUUUAAAAAAACGGUUCAGGGCAUCUUAUUCUAAUUGGACCAAAGAAUUUUUGUGCCAUAUAGAAUUUAAGCAAAGGGAAAAUGUUUGAAUUAAAUAGCACCAAAUUGAAUGAGGAGACUAAAGAUUUUUUUUGAGACAAUGAAAUACAUUUUAGUUCAAAGUUAAUGUUUGUCAUUUGAAUCAAGUACAUGUAUUUAAAUAUGGAGAAACUAUCAAUUUCCUUGUGAAAAGUUGGUCAGGGCUAGUAGAUGCAAGGUCAGGUCUAGUAAAAAUCAUUUGAAGUAGCCCGACUGGUCUAGUGCUCAAAAAAGUAAAUGUCAAACCCUGGACCCCCCCCCCCCCCAAAUGAUAUAUUUCUAAUUAAUUUUGCCACAGUGGUGGGGGAAGUGUUUAAAAAAUAUAUUGAACCUCUUUGGGACUCAAAACUUGUGAUUAUUCACUCAGCUAUCCAGCUAGGCUACAAAACUGAAAAGGAGCAGGAAUGUCAUGAUUUAGUUGUCAAACAGAUUACUAUAUAAAUAUAUCGAUGCAUAGGGUAAAAAUAAUCUGUGAAAAUUUGCUUGCCCCCCCCUCCCCCGGAAAUUGUUUGCUCUGGAUGUGACAUAUACAACUGUUUUGCACACUAACAGGUAUGGGAGUUCUCAAAUAUGAAGCAACAGAUCUAAUGAAAGGUUUGAGGGGGGGGGGGGGGGGUUCCUUGGAUUCAUGCCUUUUGCGUACGAGGGGGGGGGGUGUACUUUGGAGUGAAUCUUUUAGUAAAUCUAUGAGUAGGAAUGCUAUUAUGGAACAACAAGAAAUGGGGAGAUCACUUUUGCUCAUUGUUUUUAUGGAAUAUGGGAAUUAUGAAAUCCGCUUCAACCACUCCAAGUAGGGAUUUAUUGUUUGGAGAACAGAAUCAAGCUCGAGUUUCUGAUUGGUGAUAUUAUUAGAUUUACCUGGUGGGAGAGAAAACUAAAUUUAAAGGAAAAGGGAGCCAAGUAUGAAUUGCACGUGAGAAUAAAUUAAGACAGUAAAUUACAAACAGGAACAUGGGUUGGUAAACACUCUUGUAAAUCUCUUGUACGAUAUGAAGGGCAUGUAAAGGAAUGCAAAGUUUCGUGGACUCGAUAGAUAUGUAAAUACUACGUAACACCCCUUGCAAGUGGAGACCUCAGACACCAAGGAGAAAUGGAUUGUAUUACUGAACUGCAAAAACUAGAGAUAGCCGGGUGUCACAGAUUUGGCAAUGGAGAAUCAAAAAAAAAAAAAUUCUCUGACCUUGUAAAACACCAUUUUUGAUAAAAGACAAAAGUUUGGUGGAUUUUUGAGUCAUUGAUUUUUACAUGUACAUGCUAAAACACUGCAUUACAUAGAAACGCAUUGUUUAGUGGGGGAGAGAGGUGAUGGGCGUUGGUGUGGAUAUUUUCUGCUGAUAAGCCUAAUAGAUGUUUUACAGUGAAAUUCAAAAGAAGAUGAGAAUUUUUUUCUCAGCUUAUGGAGAGAAUUUCAUUCUUGGAUGGAGGGUUAUAAACUGAUUAGAAGUAGAUUUAUGUUUAUAAAAAGAAUUUAUGGUCUUCCAAGAAAUUUUCUGAAAUAAGCCAUGAAAGUGGGUUAAAUGUUCAGGUAGACAAGGUAAUUGUCUCAAAUUAAAAUUCUCUGGAUGUCUGGGGAUGUGGCAUUUAAUUAAAUAUGCAGGAUUUUUCGAGGUAGGACCGUGACUGGGAGACACAAAGAUGAAGAAGGGAAUGUGGUAAAAUUUCUGAAAUAUCUGUUGCAUGGUCUCUCUCUCUCUUUCCACGUGAUGUGUCUGGAUGAAAUUUAAAUCAAGGAGGUUUGGAGGAUUAUCGAGUCUGUUUCAAGUGAAAAACAGCAAUAACUUAUACAGCAGUUUUUGUGUAGCAGGUCAGAUGCAUACUAUUGUUCCCAGGUGAAACUCUGUAUAGCUUUUCACAGAGAAUAGAAGGAUAUCCAUUCUGGAGUCGGUGUCGGAGAGUAGGAUGAAAUGUGUGCUGCACUGGUUCUAAUAUCUCGGGAUUUAAAAAGACAUUAAAGGUAUGCUAUACAUGCAGACAGAGAUUUAAAAAGCGAGGGGCUGUUUACACAUAUUUGAAGAAAGGAAGAUAUAGAAGUAGUUUUCACCCGGAUGAGUCACACUCGUAGGAUAGAAGAAGAAAAAAAUAAACUUCCCAAUAUUCAAUGCAUUAUCUGCAAAGCAAGAUUGGAAUGCACAGUACAGGGUUUUAACAAACGCAAGGUAUUUAAUCAAUGAGGGAACAAUGAUUAAAACCAGAGUUCCUGAUCAUAUUGAAACCUCGGGAUAAAACAGCAAUCACAGAAAAUGACAAGGUGGCGUGAACAUACUUUUCAUUGUGCAAUUUUUAAAAAAAGUUCAUCAAUCAGGAUUGUUUAACAAAAUUGAAAAAUCACAUCCGCAAUGUUUAACGGUGAAUUGUCUUCAGUGUGUUGAAAAAGGAAUAUAUUUGAAUAUAUUCAAGUGCUUGCUAUAAAAGUUCUUGAUGCAUUCAUUAAAUCCUUACUGCCUAAUUUCUAUACAGUAUUUUUUUUACCUGAGCUAUGAACUGUCUGUGAGGAGAAUUUGUCAUUAAUUUUUCUUUCAACACCAUGUCAUAUUUCAUACGCAUGACGCUUGAGUGAGGAAUUUGAACCCUGGCAGAAUAUUAAAGGAUAGCCCUAACAGUGCAGGUUGGUAGACGGGGAAAAAAUUUGGUCGUACCCCAAACACCAAUCUCAUGUUUUAACAUGGUAGCUGAGGAUGUGUUGACACCAGAAUUUGGAAUUUAAGGACGUGACACGUUAAAUUGAUAUUCAGGGGAGAGGUUUAUCUUUUGUAAUUCAGUCAUUAGAAGAAAAGAAGUGGAUCAAGUUGUGCAAGUGUGAAUUUUUUCUCGUGGUUAGAGGGCAUAUUCUACCUAUUUCUCCACUAAGAUGGAUUCCAAUUUUUAUCUUUUGGAUUAAAAAGAAAGUGUGUAAUGUAAGAGUGUAUAAUCAAGAUUUUUUUAAUCUUGAGGUGUAUUUCUCUUGCUUGGAAUUUGUGAAGGAGGAAACCUUUCCUUUUUUCCUGAAUUGGAUUUUAUUUUACCAGAACUUCAGGUUUAUAUUUCUGAUAUUGUCACACUUCAGAGAGCAAAAGUGAUCAAGUCUUGAAAGAUGUUAAAAUUCAUACUGCAUGUGGAAACUUAUUUGAAUAAUUUAUGGACUAUAUUUUGAAAGGAAUUCGGUGGUUAUAAAUUAUCAAGUGCAGUGUGACUGUUGAGCUUUUAUAGGGUCAAGGAAGAUAUUUUUCUUCAAAUAUACACUAUUCAAUCUGUGGUGUAAUAGUGUUUUAAUUUCUUAUGCAGUCGAACUGUCAUGGUUGUUUGCAUGGCUGCUCCUGUUUCACCUCGAUUUAGGAGAAAUAAGGAGAAGCUUGCGAACGUACUUGAACCUCACAGUAAAAUUCGUCGUCGUAGAGUGACACGGAGUGAAAGUCAGGAAUCCCACCAGACCAAGAAAAUACCAAAAGAACUUGCUCUUGCAAUGGGACAUGGAUUAGCUGAAGGUGGGGAACAAGAAAUCUCAUUGGAGGAGAGAAUCAAGGCCAUUGUUAUUGGAAACCAAAAGGAAAUUCCCCGUCAUUUCUUGGACCAGGAAAUGAGGAGUUUGUGUUCGACUGUGGAGUUGGAGGAGUGGAUACGUAAAUCUUUCACAAAUAAAAAUUCAGUGCAGAGUAGUGAUUCUACAGGUGAAGAUUUGGAACCAGAAGGGUCCACUGGAACAAAGGGAGCUAAUCUAAAAAAGAAAGAGCACUCGGAACCGAAAAUAUCUUAUAGUGAAAGAAGGACUUCUCAAACUACAAAAAUCCGAGUGGACAAUGAACAUUACUCUGAGAGAUUACGUGAACAGCAACUCUACAGUAGAUCUCAAACAAGUACACUCAGAAAAGGAAGCACUCAGAACAGUAUAUGUAACCAUGAAAGUAGGCAAAGAGGCUUACAAAGCUCUAGUCAUCCUAAAACCAUUGCUCAAACUGGUGUCAGUGCUUGUGACAGAAGAUCUGCUGAUACUGUUAGGCGUUCCAGUAAUAAUCGUAAUGAUAAUGGAAUAGUCAAGAAAAAAUCGUCGAGGGAAAAUUCUCGUGAAGACUUGGUCAACAUAACAGACUCAGAAAAGAUUUUGUACAAGUUAAGGUCCAGCAGUAUUGUCCGGCACAAGAGUUUGCAUAAUCCUCGGAGUAACAGUGUGAUGCUGCUGCCGGAUCCGAGGUCCGACCGGGGCAGGUCGGAUGACGUCCUCCAGCGGUCCCUGCGCAGUAGGUCAGAGUCGCGGACACUGGAGAAAGAUGAUGACUCGCAGGGGAGCUCAAAUUCGAGCAAUGAUAAAGGGGACUUGGGUGUAUCAAUCAAACGAAUGCCUGAGACAACUGCAGCUGCUGAGAAGAUGGACAAUGACAAACCGGACAAACCCAAUUCUCCUGGCUCAAGCAAAAUCGUUAGAAAGAAGUCGACUCUCAGUCGGAACAAAACAGACCUUUUUCGUGCUGCCAAGGAGCACCCAAGCAGUAUCAGUAGAUUAAAAGAAAAGUUUGCUAAGUUUUCUGCUGUUGCUUAUCAACGCAAGUUAAGUAACCAACUGUCUAUGAGCAGAAAAAAGAAAAGUAGGGCUUCUGAAGCCGUGGAGGGAGGUCCAUUAGAGAACUCUGUAUUACAAAGUGCCAAAGAAUUUCAAUCUACAUGUAGAAUAGUAGAGUGUCCAAGUGACAGUAAACUAAAUUCACAAACCCCAAACGACAGAAAACCCAAUCAUCCACACACUCCAAGAAGACAAGACAAAGCAUGUGCCAAAGAUUUUCAACGAUCAGAUCUAGGAGACAUUAACCAUAACCAUUCAAGAACACCCAUUAAAGGGGAGAAAACUGAUGAUGACCAGAGAGCUAGUCAGACAGCAUCGGAAUCUGGCGGUGCAGGUGCCCUUGUGUUGAGGCAGUGCCUGAUCGGGGCCAACCUGGCAUUUGGAUUGGUGCAACUUAAAACCAGUCCUAACGGCAAUAGUCACUCUGAUGGACAUGGUCUGGUUACCAUCAGGAUGAGGCCUGACGAUGAAGGAAGGUUUGGAUUCAAUGUCAAGGGAGGAGCAGACCAAGGCAUGCCCAUUAUUGUAUCUAGGGUGGCCCCAGGGACACCAGCCGACAUAGCCAUCCCACGCCUCAAUGAGGGCGACCAAGUGCUAUUUAUAAAUGGACGCGAUGUGUCCCAGCAUACCCACGAACAGGUUGUGAUGUUUAUCCGUGCUUCACGGGAAACCCAUUCAGGAGAACUAGUGCUUAUAGUUAGGCCCAAUGUAUAUGUUGGAGAAGAAGGGCCCCCCGAGGAACCCAAUUUGGAGUAUUUACCAGAAAAUUACCAGAUCAUUGCACCCCAGGGAACCGGGACCAAUGCCCUGGAGGCCUCGCUGAUGUUACUACAGGAGAGUCUGGACAGUGGAGCAGCUCUGGCACAGUUUGAGCAACUUUACAGAAAAAAGCCAGGCAUGACGAUGAAUGCUGCCCGAUUGGACAUCAACAUCGCUAAAAAUCGCUACAGGGACAUCUCGCCAUAUGACCAGACCCGAGUGAUCCUGAAGGAGCAGAAUGUCUCGGGCGGGGAUUACAUCAACGCCAACUAUGUUAACAUGGAAAUUCCAGGGAGUGGGAUUGUGAACAGAUACAUCGCUGCUCAAGGGCCGCUUCCAAAAACUUGUACAGACUUCUGGCAGAUGGUGUGGGAACAACAUUCAUCAUUAGUAGUUAUGUUAACUACCAAGGUGGAGAAAGGUCGCGUUAAGUGUCACCAGUACUGGCCGGAAAUGUACGAGACGAUGGACUACGGCUUGUUACAAAUCACCUGUGUGAAAGAGGAGGAAACCCCGUCAUUCGCUUUUAGGGAAUUUAAUUUAACACAUGUAGAGACAAGUGAAGAACGGCACAUAUCACACAUGCAGUACAUAGCUUGGCCAGACCACAAUGUCCCGGACGACCCUGCCGAUUUCUUGGAAUUUGUUCUUAAAGUCCGCCAGCGAAGAAUGGGUAUGGUGGAGCCCACUGUGGUCCAUUGUAGUGCGGGUAUUGGUAGAACUGGAGUAUUAAUUACCAUGGAGACUGCAAUGUGUCUAAUCGAAGCCAACCAGCCCGUGUAUCCCCUGUCUAUAGUCCGCCAAAUGAGGGACCAAAGAGCCAUGCUUAUACAAACAGCUACACAGUACAAAUUUGUGUGUGAAGCUAUCCUGAAAGUAUAUAAUGGUAUGUUGAAGCACAUUUUAAUAAAGAACUUGUGAAACCUUUAGAAGACUACCAAAGGUGAAAUUUGAAGAUGGAUAUUUCUUUCUGGAAAUCUGAACAACUUAAUCCAAUACAACAAAGAAAAAUGGAGAAGUCCUGCUCGACCCCAAGAGAGAGAUUCUGCUUGGAGAGAAAUCCACUCUCAGUGUGGGAUAAUCUAUUUUCAACUAUGUUGAGAGAAAAAUCCAUUUUCCACUUGCAGACCUAGGUGGCACAGAGACCGUCGGUGUCUGUGAUCCAGGGUCACUGCACCUGGCUGGUCCUGUGGAAUGUGCUCUCUGUGUAUGGAACGCUUCAAACUCCUUAAUGUGUGUGGUUGUGUCAGGGGAACAUGGAUAGCAUUUGUGAAGCAUUUCCACCUGCCCUUUGUGAAAGAAACAAAAUGGAAAAGAUAGUGACUUUUUCGUUCUUCAGCUAGGGCAGACGUGGGGUAUUUUAAUUGCAUAUCUUGUGUUAAGUUAUUACAUUAUUAUUUCUCAUUGUUAAAUCCACUGGUUUUACCUAAGCAUUUUAAAGUAUUUUUUUUUCUUUGUUGUUGAAUGAGAGGGAUGGUGUUAGUUAUAAUCUGUGUUUCCCAUGGUUUAUUUCUACUGUCAAUGGAAUAAGCAUUCAUUUGUGCUAAAGUUUGUAAUCGUGUAUGGUUGGCUGUUGUUUAUUUCUAACGGAGUUUGAAAGUCUCAUGGUUUUAUCUGACGUCAGCCUGUGCAUGUAUCACUCUGGUGUCAGUGUUUUCAACAGCGUUUAAAACUGACUUCAAUUUGAAAACCUUUUGUUUUAAGUUUUUGUUUAAAAAAUUUGCAAAUCUUUUGUUUUAAGUUUUGUUUAAAGGUAAAGCAUGUCUCAUUUAUUAGCUCUCCUCAGUACUGGUUAGGAAAUUUUUAAAAGUGACAUUGACAAAAAAAUUCCAUUGAAGUUAAUAUACACUUAGAGAUCACCAAAAAUAUAUAACAGCUGUGGAGAAAACGCAUGGUAUUCUCACAUUUUACGGAACUACCUCAGGAAGCGAAGCAGUGGAUAGCUGUGGCAGUACAUUUAGUCUGUUAUUUUGGUCUCGAACAAAAAGAGAAUAUGUGACUUAAGACAUCAAAGUUACUCUCGGAACUAAAUUUGCAUGCUCAUUUAUUUAGUAAAUUCACUGACAAUCAGUAGUAUCCAAUUUGUUAAGUGUUGAAUUCACAGUCUAUUAAAUUCCUCGUUAGAUUGGUGUCUUCAGUUUUAUUUAUUAUUAUUUAGCUGGCUUGACCCGUUGCCUUGAAUACUGUAAGUGAUUGUUGUUUUAAAAACUGUUCCCCUUUUCGUGUUAAUUUAUCAGUUUUCAGAUUUUGUUUAUUUUACAUUCCAUGUGCUUUUGUGAUUAUUUUAUAAUUUAUUUUUCUUUAUAUUAUAUUUUUGUGUUGUAAUUAUGCAGUAGAGUUGGAAGAAGGAAAAUAUAACAUGCAUUACACUUAUUGUUAAACUUUUAAAACACAAUUGGAGUUUUUUCCCUUUUCACUCAAUUAACCAUGUAGAAUGCGAGCACAGUUAUCAAAGAUGUAUACUGUUUUUAAAGUGAAAUAUUCAGUGAAUGUCAUAACCAGAUAUUAAAAUUCAGAUUUAAGGUUCAGCUAUCACAGAGUUUCUAUGUAUUCAUUUGGAUCUUAUGCAUUGUAUAAAAAAGGGACACUUUUGCAAUGUUAGGGGAAUGAAAAAAGGACUAUAUGCAAAAAGGACUUACACCUCUCCCCUCCCACCCACUCACUCCUCAUAAGAAAUAUAAAUUGAAAAUUGUUGUUGUGUAAAGCUAGAUUGCGUUUAAAGGGGGGAAAUCGAUGUCAAAAGCAAAACCAUGCCAUAGGCAAACAUUUUAUGUUUAUAUUUUGUCAAUGAUGUCGCAUAGUUGACCCCUCUUCUCCUGUAAUUGCUCAAACACUAGACAAAAAUCUGACUUUUUCCUGAUUUUCUUUUUUAAAAAUAAAGACUGUCAGCAUUUUCCACCUCCAAUUUCCUCUAGAACACAUGAUAAUGAGCAAUCGAUGUUACCUAUUUAAAAAAUAAACAACUUGAAAUACCAUAUUUCCUCUCGGAAUUCUCAAAUUUGUUGAUCCCUGUAAGUGGUCUCUGACCAACUUUAAUUUAGGGCAAGGACCGACCAAUGCUGCAUAUAGUUCUUUGAGGUUCUUCACAAAGUGAUGCCUGUAUGUGCAUUUAAAAUUUUGUUUUCAGAGGAACUUACAGAAAUAUUAUUACACCCUUGUAGUUUACACAAGUAUUUGAUAGGAGUAUGUAUUCCAAGCAAAAGAUGCAGCUUUUGUACUGCAGUUGAUGAAGUAUUGGAUCUGACAGAGAUUGAAUACCAAUUAAUUACAAACGCUGCUGUAUUUGUUAUUUGGAAUUUUUUUUUUCUUGGAUAAUUUCUGAAAGUGUUUGUGUGUGCGUAUGCGUGCGUGCGUGUGUAUGUGUGUGUGUGUGACAAAAGACAUGCUAACACAAUUCCCUUCUGUUUUGCAUGAUAAAUGCUAAUAUUAUGUAAAUAUAUGUGUACUAUUGUCUGGAAGGAGUUUACAGCAGAAAGAGUUUUUUCUGGGCAAUACAUAAUAAAAAAUUUUAAUAUAAAAAA